UAACGGCUACCUGCCAUUGGUGGUCUACCCUCUCCGGCUUCUGCUACAGGAGUGUGUGUGUGUGUGUGUGUGUAUGUGUUCAUAAUUUUGUUCAGCUUGUCGUCUGUCCACAUCUGGUUGCCUUUGGACAAGGACGGUGAGACGUCCAGCUUUGACUGUAUGAAUUAAUGUGCCUGAGAGUCUGAUACACAUCUGUUCGAUGGCUACCUCAGGCUCCACCGCUUCUGCCUCAAUCCCAGCCACUGUGCCUGAGGGUUUCCAUUAUGAAACCAAAUAUAUUUUGCUUAACUACCUAGGAAUGGUGCCUGCAGGUAGAUCAGACCAACCAGCUGCAGCUCAAGAAGACGCAGAGGCUGAGAAAACAAGAUCCAGAGUGAUAAAGGAGCAAAUAGAGGAAGGGCUGAGAGAACUGGAUGGCGAAAUUGCCGCCUCCUUUUCCAGGACGGGAUUCGACCGACACAAAUCACUGGUGUUCGCUCCAGCCAACCCGGAGAACUCCAUUGAGGAUUGCCUGGCUGCAGUGGGAGACAGGGUGGCCCAAGAGCUCGACACACACCUGUCAGCAGCUGUACACACGCUCCUCACAGGACCUCUGGACUAUCAGAGAUUCAGAUGCACAACACUGGAGCUCUCAACACACACACCGGGAGGCUGGAGCAAGGUGCUUGUUCCGUUAGUGCUGCUUCAGGCUCUACAAAGUGAAGGCCAGUCUGUGAUGACUCUGUUGGACCUGGGGCUUCGCUUCCUAGAGGAGAAUGAGGCAGACUACAUCACUCAGCUUGGGGGAUGGGGUGAAGUAUUCAGCCUCGUGUUGGAGGAAGAGCGAGGUGUAACUAUUGCCGAAGACAGCAACGACAUUUACAUCCUCUCAGGAGACCAGGAUCACGACCAGAUCAGCCCUCCCUCGUCACUGCUGUGCACCGGAGACAACAGCAGCGAGCAGAGCUCCUGGCAGACAGAAAGCUUACCUGUGUCUCUGGCUGGCCACGAGUCGUGGGCACAGGUUGGUGCAAUGGACCCUGAAGACAUCAAGAGCCUGGACAGCAACGAGGGUGUUGCUCUGGUCGAGGAGCGUAGUGAAAACAACUCCUCAAACUCGGACAUCGUCCAUGUGGAGCGCGAGGAAGCCGAGCUGUUGGAGGAAGGCAGUGAAGGCGGAGUGAUAGAAGAAAGCAUGAUGAGUGUUUUAGGCACUGACAGUGAGCUAGCUGAGCUCAGGGAGGAAUUAAGAGUCCAGACCGCACCUGCACCAGUGACAGCUGAGGCAGACCCCACACCUCCAGCUUCCCUGAUUUCAUUAGAAGAGCCAGUUGUGAUAGAGACACCUGCAAGCUUGUCUGCAGAACCUUCAUUCAUUUCCUCAGAACCAGAGCUGCUUCCCUCUGCCUCUGAACCUGCUGAAGCCCUUCCCACUGAAGCUGAACCUGCAGUACCUUUGUCUGUUCCUGCAGUGGAACCAGAGCCUGAGCCAGAACCAGCUGCUGUCACUGCCCCAGUGACUGAUCCAGUGCCUGCUGAAAUGGCAGGCCCAUCUCCAGCCAAGGAAAUCCCGACAACACCAGCAGAGCCUGAUUAUACAUUAGAACUAGCGUCCGAACCAGAGCUGAACCCAGAGUCCAUCACUGUGUUUCACCAGCCAAAGGAAUCGCAGCCAGAACCAGAGACUGUGGCAGAGCUAGACGAUACGGUCGCUGCACCUCCAGUCCCAGAGGCUGUGGAGGCCCCUGUCAAAGCACCUGCUGAGGAGGCCCCAGUGCAGCCAGAGCCAGAAUCAGAGCUCCCAGUGUUGCUUUAUGGAGGGGCUGCUCUGGCAGUCCUUGCAGCUGUUAUAGCCUUCGUUCUCAUACGCUUUCAGAGGAAAUAGCGUGAAAAAGUGUUAUCCUCAGCGGCGGAGAGUAUAGAAUGCUAAGGUAGAAUAAAUGUAUUUGCAUACAUACGGUGAGACUCUCCUUAAAAGUAGUUUUUAAAAAUCUUCUGGGUGUAAAAUGUGUGAAAGUGUCCCCCAGCAAACCAGAAUGUCUUGUCAUCCACAACCUUAGUGCUGGGAGUCCCUCGCUGCUUCUUUCAAACAGGUGCAAACACAGAAAUGUGAAAACGGUGCACUCCACUCUACUUCUUAUUUUCUCUGUUUUUCUUUUGGGGGUCAGUUGCAAUUUUGUUUCCAAUUUCUUUUUGCCUCCAAUCUUUUGUACUUAUUACUGAGUACAAAAGCGUGUGUGAACUUUUAUCCCUCUUCUGUUAGAUUCAGCUUCUGUUGUGUCUCUUGGUUUGCUAUUUGCAUUGUUUCUUUCAUUGGAGCCAGCGACGCUGGAUUGAAAAUUGACAGUGCUCUCACAGGAAACAUAAACCUCAAGUAUAAGUUGUGAUGUUGUGCGACAUAUGGUUUUCUUGCUCUUCCGCCUCCUACGCAACAAAGGGUUAUUUACAUUUUUCUCCCUGUGAGUAAAUCUGAUACUUUCAUAAACAGACCAAAUGGGUUCUAUAGAAGUGAAUGGUAUUUUUGAUAUUUUCGAUUGAAACCAAAAAUGAAUCUAAUGUGUCCAUAUUGCACAAUUGUGCAAAACAGCCUACCUGCCUCAGCUAAAGACCAUAAUUAAUGAAUGGUCUCAAACCUCCUGCCAAGUUUGGUGCCACUGAUUUACUAUGAGCAACUCCCAACCUAAAAUGCUAAAAACAAUAAAACUUUACCCAUCUAGUCUUCAGUGGUGUACCGGGCUCGAGGCAACUUUAAACGCGAACUCGAGAGCAGGCAGCAGACCAGAGAUAUAGUCUCCUACCAAACUCUGAAGCGUACCCCCACCCAGGAUAACCACCAAACACAAUAAACUAAAACAACAAAGCAAAACAACAAACAAGUGCUUCGAUGGAAGGGCAGCACAGCCACCCAGCUGAAACACACUAACUAAAGAGUUUGCUCAAUUACAGUGAACACCAUCACCCACCCACUUAAAAGCAAUACAAAAAACUGAUAUUCAGUCUCCACUAAAAUGUCCAAACAAUCCCGGCCCGGACAAGCGCCCACUUAUGUUACGACCCGGCUCAAAAGCCGCAACAUAAAAGGAGAUGAACACCAGAUUGUGGGUGAGAAGAGGUUUUAUCUUAAAAUGGAAUACCAGGUUGGCUAAAAUGGCUAGUGCCACCAAGGCAAAAACAAGUGAGCUCUCUGGGAAGCUUGCCUCAGGUAUGCUUUUAUCCACACCUGACUAGGUGUGGCCAAUUAGCACCAGCUGAACACACUGAGCAGAUUAGAGGCUGCAGAGGGACGUAACAAAUUUGUGAAUUUGUGAUAUCAGUACAUAAAUUUGAAUAUAUUGUGGUUUUAAAACAUUUAAAAAAAAUCUUGAUGCAUAUUGUUUCAGAAACCAGAUGUUUUUAUGAUUUUUUUUUUUAAACUACUAUAUUUGGUUGCAUUAGCCAAACAAGAACCACCGAUUACUUUCAGUGUAAAGUGAGCUAUAAUUACUCCAGAAAAGUAGGGCAUGAUUGCAGCAUAUUGAUUCAAUCUAGUUUCUUUAUUUGACGUUUUUUUUAGGGUUGAAUUUGACUGGAUCUCUAUUCCCACCUAUCCCAGUUACAUCUCACCCUCAUUUCAGUUACUUUGCUGUCGUGCUUUUGCGCCCCAGCAUCUUUAUUUGGUCCUCUGUACUUUGCCUUGUCCCCUUUUCCCUUAUUGCGGCACUGCUCAUAAUACCCGACUAGUUCCACAAAGGUUUAUUUGUAAGUGUCUGCCCCAGUGACAAGAUAUUACUUCCCUCCCCAAGUAGAAAGCAAAGCAGUAGCAUGCUGAGAGUUAUUGAAAGCAAAAUCAGGUUGCCAAAAGACAAUCAAAACCACUUGGAACCAUUUCAAAUAUGAUUUGUAGGAAAGUCUUCAGAACAAACAGAAAACUCAACCUCUUACAUAGCUGUAAUUUUGGAUUUUGUGUUCACACUACAUUAAAGAAAUCACUGAACAUUCUAGUAAACCAGCAGAGCACAAGAAACCAAAAUAAUAUACUGAACAGGAAGUGGAAACAAAUAAUGUGGAAUCUCCCUUUGAUUCCCUCAGAGGAAAAAACAGCUGGGAAAUUUAUGAGGAACUCAUGUAAUCUGUUAGCCUGGUCCGUAACACACCCUCACUGCUGCUAUCACGCAAAAUCAUUUGAGUUUAAAGAUAUUAUAGGAAUUUGUAUGAAUGUUCAUGUCACCUUCAGUACUGCAAAUGUGACACUCAUCAACUUAAACUACAUCUACUUUCAAAGGGAAACUUUAAAAGUCCAGAGCAGGAUGGAUGUCAAAAACAAUACCCAACAUGGCAUUUUGUACCUUGAGUUUCCUACAGAACAUUGUUUGAAGCAAAAAACAAUAAAGAGAUUAAACUACUUCA
Messenger RNA from Pelmatolapia mariae (spotted tilapia), 4365 nucleotides. RefSeq names its product BCL2 like 13 (gene bcl2l13). Bases 200 to 1864 code for a protein of 554 amino acids. The transcript has 7 exons. Gene Ontology annotation, biological process: regulation of apoptotic process; apoptotic process. Lineage: Eukaryota; Metazoa; Chordata; Actinopteri; Cichliformes; Cichlidae. Gene Ontology annotation, cellular component: mitochondrion; membrane. The record is from RefSeq and is a predicted model, not a curated record.